GCAGAAGCCAAAAAAGUGGGUCCAAAGAAAUAAUAUUUGUCAAGUGUCAGCUUAUAUAACUGCCACCAUCUUCUUCUUCGGCAAGCAACCCACGUUAGAAGCAAACCCAAUUUACCCCAACAAAAUCAAAAUUACUUAACCCAGGCAGGCUCUUCACGAAUCGUUAAGAAUCAUAGACGCAGCCAAAUAUAACCGAAAUGGCCUCCCCUUCUUCUGAUCGGAGAAUUAUCGUUCUGGCGAGACACCUUCGUUCCGGUCUGGAAAUGGAUGCUCCGACCGACCUCAUUUCUGCUUCUCCAACUUCCGGUUUUCAGGAAAACUCAGUUUUCUCUCACGUUGUUCGCGCUCCUGAAGAUCCUAUUCUUGGUGUAACUGUUGCUUUUAACAAAGACCCGAGUCCUGUCAAGCUUAAUUUGGGAGUUGGUGCUUAUCGAACUGAGGAAGGAAAACCUCUGGUUCUCAAUGUAGUCAGAAAAGCUGAGCAUCAGCUUGUUAAUGAUAGGUCACGCGUAAAGGAGUAUCUUUCUAUUGUUGGACUUGCUGAUUUCAACAAAUUGAGUGCCAAGCUCAUUUUUGGAGCUGACAGCCCUGCUAUCCAAGAGAACAGAGUUACAACAGUUCAGUGCUUGUCUGGCACUGGCUCUUUGAGGGUCGGAGGUGAAUUUUUGGCCAAACAUUAUCACCAACGCACCAUAUACAUUCCCCAGCCAACAUGGGGAAACCACCCUAAAGUCUUCACUAUGGCUGGGUUAUCUGUUAAAACUUACAGAUAUUAUGAUCCAGUAACACGCGGGCUGAACUUCCGAGGCCUGUUAGAAGAUCUUGGUUCUGCCCCAUCUGGAGCUAUAGUCCUUCUUCAUGCAUGUGCGCAUAAUCCCACUGGUGUUGAUCCAACUCUUCAACAGUGGGAGCAGAUAAGGCUGGUGAUGAGGUCAAAAGGAUUGAUGCCUUUUUUUGACAGUGCCUACCAGGGUUUUGCAAGUGGAAGUUUGGAUUCCGACGCACAGCCUGUCCGCAUGUUUGUUUCUGAUGGAGGCGAGCUACUUGCAGCUCAAAGCUAUGCAAAGAACAUGGGGCUUUAUGGGGAACGUGUUGGUGCCUUGAGCAUUGUUUGUAAGACUGCUGAUGUUGCAAGCCGAGUUGAGAGCCAACUGAAACUUGUUAUCAGGCCCAUGUAUUCAAACCCGCCUAUUCAUGGUGCAUCUAUAGUUGCUUUUAUCCUAAAAGAUAGGAAUUUGUACAAUGAGUGGACCAUUGAGCUGAAGGCAAUGGCAGACCGUAUAAUUAGCAUGCGUCAGCAACUCUUUGAUGCAUUACGUGCUAGAGGAACACCUGGUGACUGGAGUCAUAUUAUUAAACAGAUUGGAAUGUUCACUUUCACUGGCCUGAACUCUAAUCAGGUUGCCUUCAUGACCAAAGAAUACCACAUCUAUAUGACAUCUGACGGGAGGAUUAGCAUGGCUGGUCUGAGUUCAAAGACAGUCCCUCAUCUUGCAGAUGCAAUACAUGCAGCUGUUACCCGAACUGCUUAAAACAGUCGUCAGUUUCAGUAAUUCUGCCACAAAUUUGGUCACAGCUCAGCCCCUUCUGUUUUUGAUGUUAAUAAGAGCCUAAUAAUAGUUGCAGAAAAGCUUCUUUCAAAUAAGUUUUCUUUCAAAAUUAGAGGUAGAAUCUGUAACAUUUUUAUAAUACAUGCUCUCUGUUUUAGUUUAUCUCCAUAAGCCCUCUUCUAAUGUUCAACCUGGUAUAUCAUUAUCAAUAAAGUGAUUAGCAAUUCAAAAAUA
Molecule: messenger RNA, 1784 nt
Organism: Mercurialis annua (annual mercury)
Lineage: Eukaryota; Viridiplantae; Streptophyta; Magnoliopsida; Malpighiales; Euphorbiaceae
Product: aspartate aminotransferase, cytoplasmic
Exons: 12
Coding region: 198-1532 (444 amino acids)
Biological process (GO): biosynthetic process; amino acid metabolic process
Cellular component (GO): mitochondrion
Molecular function (GO): pyridoxal phosphate binding; L-aspartate:2-oxoglutarate transaminase activity
Source: RefSeq, a predicted model, not a curated record